AUGGGCAAGGUCAAGCGUAGGGUUGCGGUGAUUGGUGCUGGUCCUGCUGGAGCCAUUGUUACAGAUGCGCUUGCCAAAGAGGGUGUAUUUGAGACCAUUCGAGUUUUUGAAAGGCGACACGUAGUUGGAGGUACUUGGGUAUUGACACGCAACAAGGAUGAAGUUCCGCGUAUCCCAUCUCUUCAGGCUCUUCUUGAGGGGCGUGCGGACCUUCCUAUACCCAUCCCAGCUAUCCUACCUUCGGAAACUGCGAAGGAUGAACGUAUCAACUCACACCAGUCACGGUUCUCGGAUUCUGGAGCUCAUGAGCAUCUGCAUAGCAACUUGCCACCUGAAAUCAUGUGUUUCUCUAAUGAGCCUAUUCCCACAUUACUUUCGGAACGAACGCGAGCAGAGUUUGGCGAAGGAGCUCCGUUUCGGCAUAGAGAAGUUAUGCGAGAAUGGGUGCAGGCUAUCUUCAACCGAGGAGGACAUGAGAACCUCGUUGAGCACGAUACAACGGUCGAGCUUGCAGAGAAAAAAGGCGAAGAAUGGAUCCUGACAAUGCGUAAAUCGGAAUCAGAACACCACCAGGACCGUUGGUGGCAGGAGACAUUUGAUGCUAUAACCGUGGCUACUGGACAUUACUAUGUGCCGUUUGUGCCACGAAUUCCCGGCCUUAUCGAGUGGGAGGAGAAGUUCCCUGGAAGUAUACAGCAUAGUAAACACUACGUGGACGCUUCGCAAUAUCGUAACAAGCGAGUAAUCAUUGUGGGCGGUUCAGUAUCGGCGCUCGAUGCUCUGCACGAUAUCCGUAAAGCAUCGAAGCUGCCUAUCAUCUCAUCCUUGCGCGAAUCAUCCCAAGUCUUUGGCGAUGCGCCCUUCAUGCAUCCAGACAUAAUGAAACGACCCUCCAUUGCCGCCUUCGACCCGGACACGGGUAGGAUAACAUUUGCAGACGGAUCGUAUGUCGAUGAUAUUGACGUGGUGCUAUUCGCAACCGGGUACGAGUUUAGCUUCCCUUUUCUGCCUCAGGUCAAGCCUAGGAAUGGCCGUGUGCCGGGCUUAUAUCAGCACGUGUUCCUUGCGAAUGAUCCGAGUUUGGCACUGGUUGGCAUGGUGACAGGCUCUUUUGGGCUCAGGAUCUUUGAGUGGCAGGCUGUGUCUGCAGCGCGUGUCUUUGCAGGCCGAGCAAAAUUGCCAACGUACGAAGAGAUGAGGGCAUGGGAACAACUCCGGCUCGAGGAGCGCGGCGAUGGGCCUUCAUUCUGGGCAUUGAUGCCGGAUUUCGAAAGAUACUUUGAAGACUUGCGAGCAAUUGCUGGUGAGCCUGCUCUAGGGACUGCAGGAAGAGUGCUUCCCAGGUAUGAUCCGGCAUGGGAAGAUACUUUGUGGCGGUUUGUGGACUACCGCAUCCAGCUAUGGCAGAAGGAGGCUGCUAAGGCGGAAGCAACGCGUAGGCAGCAGCAGCCGUAG
Molecule: messenger RNA, 1455 nt
Organism: Cucurbitaria berberidis CBS 394.84
Lineage: Eukaryota; Fungi; Ascomycota; Dothideomycetes; Pleosporales; Cucurbitariaceae
Product: thiol-specific monooxygenase
Exons: 3
Coding region: 1-1455 (484 amino acids)
Molecular function (GO): NADP binding; N,N-dimethylaniline monooxygenase activity; flavin adenine dinucleotide binding
Source: RefSeq, a predicted model, not a curated record